This is a messenger RNA of Pygocentrus nattereri (red-bellied piranha), 2223 nucleotides long. RefSeq names its product nitric oxide synthase trafficking (gene nostrin). The record is from RefSeq and is a predicted model, not a curated record. Gene Ontology annotation, molecular function: protein binding. Lineage: Eukaryota; Metazoa; Chordata; Actinopteri; Characiformes; Serrasalmidae. Gene Ontology annotation, biological process: signal transduction. The coding region runs from base 42 to 1688 and encodes 548 amino acids. The transcript is spliced from 16 exons. Gene Ontology annotation, cellular component: cytoplasm; plasma membrane.
AAGUUUAAAAGUGCAAAAGUCAACAAACAGCCAGACUGAAGAUGAAGGACCCGCUGGGCACUUGCACUUACAACCUGCUGUACCAGGAUCUCAAGAGAUUCUCAAAAAAUGGGGAGUCCUUUUGCAAAGAACUUGUUACAGUAUUCCAGCAAAGAUCCGAGUUGGAGAUCAACUACGCCAAAGGGCUGCAGAAGUUGGCAGGAAAACUCAUCAAAGUAUCCAAAACGAUGAGUAAUAACUCUACAUACAACGCAUGGUCCUUUCUCUCAAAUGAGAUGUUCACAGUAGCAGAUGCACACAGAAAACUGGGGCAAGCUCUACAACAAGAUGUCAUCUUGGAAAUUCGCCAAAUUCUGGACGAACAUACCAAGAGGAAGAAACCACUGGACAAUGCCAUUGAGAAAUCUGGCAAACUUGUUGUCACAAACUGGAAUGAACAACUGAAGGUGAAGAAAAAGCUGAGUGGGUUAACCAGAGAGCAUGAGGCACUCUUCAGUUUUGUGGAAAAGAACAAACACAUCUGCACAGAGAAAGAGAAACAGAAGAUGUUUAACAGACUGACUAAGUCUGCUGAACUUCAAGCCAGAGUUGAUGAGAACUACUUCAAUAUGAACAUGGAGGGCCACCAGAUUCGAGUGAAGUGGGAGAACACGCUCAAAACCUGCUAUCAGAUCAUGCAAGAGCUUGAGAAGCAAAGGAUAGAGGCUCUGUGCAACACACUGAAUAAGUGCAGUCUCCACACGUCCAGCUACAGCAAAACGCUUCUUCAUAGUGAGCAACAGACUGAACAGGCCAUCAGGAGAGUGGACGUGGAGAAGGACCUCCAAACUCUGGUGGAAGACACCUGUGUUACAGCAGACAAUAACAAGGCUGAAUUUCUAAUGGCUGAUUACUUUGAGGAGGAUGGGAGAACAAUAAUGGGAAAAGAAAGAAGAAGGAACGCUUUAAAGAUUAAACUCCAGCGCCUGGAAGAAUGGAUCACGAAAACCAAGAAAGACAAAGAAGGGCUAGAGAAGAUGUCAGUGGUGUAUUCUGAAAACACCUCACACUCGAGUCUAAAAAACCUGGAGGAAACAGAGCAGCUGCUUGAUGAGACCACUUUAAAAUUGGACCUUCUGGAGGCUACACACUGCAAACUCAACCAAACUUUAAUGGAUUUAGAGGGAAAACCAAAGCUGUUACAUCGGUUCAGUGACAGCAUCACAAAAUCCAAAGAUAAGGAUUGUGAGCACAGCGUUGUGAAACUGUCUCGGCCAGUUAAAAUAAAAAAGACACCGUUCAGAUCACGCCAGUCUUUGAGGACUUCAAUCAUGUAUAAAGGCCCUGCUAAAAAUGGAGCAUCCCGCCAGGACCCUGCUCCAUCUACCAGACCUGGCACUGCAUCAGCACAACUCAGCCUCUACACAGAGCCUCAGAGAACUGAGCUUAACGGAGCUCUGCCUCACUAUGAAAAUGAAGAUGGUGAAGGAGCUGCUUGUUACAGUCUCUGUAAAUGCAAGGCUUUAUAUGACUUCUCAUCAGAGAAAAUGGACGAGUUAAACAUUAAAGAAGGAGAUCUUCUUGACGUCCUUCUCAAGGACGACAGUGGAUGGUGGUAUGGAGAGCUAAAUGGGGAGAGAGGUCACUUUCCCUCUACGUAUGUUGAGGAACUACCUGUCUUACAUAUGCCAAAGUCUUCUGUUGCUUAACUAAUGGAAAGGAUGAUUCAUUAUACAUUAUUUAGGAGUCAACUUGAUAUUAGUAUAAGAUCCAGUAAUGAGUCAAGUAUUUAUAGGUUGAAGCACUGUGUACAUCCUUGUUCUUUUGAUAAUACAGGCUGAAUUUUUAUUUGAGCCUGGAGGGUCACCUGCUCCUACUUUUGUUCUGUUGAUUUGUGGUCACUAGCAGGCUCAACACAUUCAAGAAUCAGACAUUAGGAACAGCUUAUGAAACAACUAGAUGAACUUUGUAGCUAUGGUGACACUUUGGUGAAUAACUAAUUAUAUCUGCUUACAAUUUUCCUCUCAUUUCAUCAAUAGUUGAAAGAAAAUGUUUAAUGUUAGCAUUUCUGCAGGAUUGUUUAAUUAAAAAAGUUAAUUAUGUAGGUACAACACAUUGCGUUUAAUCAAUAGUGGGAUGCUGUGUUAGUGUGUUUUGUACAUUAUUGAAAAUAAUGUAAUUUUUAAAAAUGUCUCUGCACUUAUUCAAGAAGCACCAGAUGUAAAUAAACCAAAAACAUAUAAA